Messenger RNA from Ictidomys tridecemlineatus (thirteen-lined ground squirrel), 5216 nucleotides. NCBI's taxonomy places the organism in Eukaryota, Metazoa, Chordata, Mammalia, Rodentia, Sciuridae. The record is from RefSeq and is a predicted model, not a curated record.
GGCGGGGCGGGGCCGGCGCGGUUUCUGGCUUACCUGCCUGUUGGAUGUGUGUGGAUAGUUAACCUGUAGACACCUGAGGGUUGGGCAGGGGCGCGUCUGUAAAACAGCAGUCUGGGAUUGAGGGCUGAGUGUUCAAGGCCCUCGGAAGACUCGUGGGAGACUCUUUGGGUAGCCCUUGGGCGUCAGUUCUUUGUGCUGGGACCCAGUGCAUCCGCAGACCCGCGACUGUGUCUAGCGGGUUUCUUUGUAGGUUAACUAAGACUCUGGUUGCCCGUGAUUCGUUUGCAGGCUGGGAAGGAUGCUUUUGUGGUGUAUCUGUUUUGGGUGUUUCAUUAACUGGAAGUCCUGUUGGUUGUGAAGACGUUGGGUUUUACUUGAGCUCUGUGCUCCUGGAAAACAGCGGAGGUUCAGAAAUCUCCAGGAAAAGGCUCACUGCAGAGAAGCUCCUUUUGUACACGUUCUUGGCUUUAGGCUUCUUGCCAUGGAGACUGAGCGUGGGCUUGCUAUGGCCUGCUUCCACAAAGGAACUUUGGGGAUGGACACCAUCAUGCCUGGAGCACCCGAGUACACAGCAGGUGUUGACUGCAAGUGCUGGACAGUUUUGUAAUGGGGAUUGACCCAGGCCUCAUGCAUGGUGGGGAAGCACUCUACUACUGAGCUACAUCCCUAGCCCCUCAUCUUAAUCUAAUAGUCACUUCCUGAGUACCAUUCUGCCUGUCUACAAAAGAGUUGCAUUUUGCCUUAUAACAUCUAGGCAAAUAAUUUCACUUAAAUUAAUGAAUUCAUUCCUGCCCCAGGAAACAUUGCUGCAGAAGGAGUGAGUCAUCAUCAUUGCAUUUCCACAAUCCCUUCAUGUCUCUUCAGAGCAGUUUUCCAUAGUGCUGCUUCUGUGGGGGGUGUUUGCUUGGACCAAGGAGACCAUUGCUCUCAGAAACAAACUAUUCAUGUGAGAUAAGCAGAGAAUUCAUGUGAGAUUCUCAAGAAUGAGAAUAUAGUCUUGGUUUCCAGAUCUUUCACUAGAGGCCUCUCUCCAGAGUCAGAACAGACAGAAGUCAAAAACAACAGGUUUCCUGAGAGCAGCAGAAAAUGAUUGAGUCACAGAUAUCGUUUGAGGAUGUGGCUGUGGACUUCACAUGGGAGGAGUGGCAGCUGCUUAACCCCACUCAGAGGAGCCUGUACAGAGAUGUAAUGCUGGAGAACUACAGCAGCCUGCUCUUCCUGGGUUAUCAAAUCAUUAAACCUGAUGCCGUUUUCAAGCUAGACCAAGAGGAGUCAUGGACAGUAUAUGAAGAAACCCUACACCAAAACGUUUCAGAAAUUUGGCUAGACAGUGAUUCUAAAAUAUGUCAUCAAGAUAAUCAAGACAAGCUUAAAAGUAUGGAGAAAGGCCAUGGAUGUGAUGUUUUGGGGAAAAUAUUUAAUUCAAGCAUGAACUUUGUUCACUUAGGAAUGAGACUUCAUAAAUGUGGCAGAGGUGAAAAAAGUUUGAAACAUCCUUUUGAUUUUCUUAUUCCAAAAAAUAACUGUGGCAAAAAGAAAUUUGAUGAGCUCAGCAAGGAGUUACUGUUUUGUGUGAAACCUGACAGAGCCUGUGGAGAGGUACAAUACUGUGAUGACAAGAAACACAGAAGAACCAGCAGCAACGAGGCUUGUGGGACACACACGGGAGUCUGCUUGUGCUUGGAGUGUGGCAGAGUUUUCCAUAGGAAGUCACAGCUGACCAUUCACCAGAGAACUCACACAGGAGAGAAGCCCUAUCUUUGCAGUGAGUGUGGGAAGGCCUUCUCACAGAAGUCCUUGCUCACUGUGCACCAGCGGACACAUUCAGGGGAAAGGCCCUACGGGUGUGGCGAGUGUCAGAAGGCUUUCAGCAGGAAGUCCCUGCUCAUGCUACAUCAGAGAACUCACACUGGAGAGAAGCCCUACGGGUGCAGUGAGUGUGGAAAGGCCUUCAGCAGGAAGUCCCAGCUCAAAAGGCAUCAGUUGGCUCAUGCAGUAGAGAAGCCCUAUAGCUGCAGUGACUGUGGAAAGGCUUUCUCCCAGAAAGUGAAGCUCAUCACACAUCAGAGGGUGCACACAGGAGAGAAACCUUAUAAAUGUAGUGAUUGUGGGAAAGCUUUCUUUUGGAGGUCUCAGCUCAUCACUCAUCAGCGGUCUCAUACUGGCAAGAAACCUUAUGUGUGUAGUGAGUGUAAAAAAGCCUUCAGCAGGAACUCACUCCUCAUUAGGCAUCAGAGAAUUCACACAGGAGAGAAGCCCUAUGCAUGCAGGGAAUGUGGUGAAGCUUUCAUCCGAAAGCCGCAGCUUAUCAAGCAUCAGAUAAUCCACACGGGGGAGAAGAGCCAUCGAUGCCGCGAUUGUGAAGAGGCCUUCUUCAAGAAGUCAGAGCUGAUGCGGCAUCAGAAAGUUCACUCUGGAGAGAAGCCCUAUGGCUGCGUGGAAUGUGGGAAGACCUUCUUUGGAAAGUCGCAGCUCCUAACCCACCAGAGAACUCACACUGGUGAGAAACCAUAUGGCUGCAGUGAGUGUGGGAAGGCCUUCACCCAGAAGUCAAGCCUGAUAUCGCAUCAGAGAACACACACUGGCGAGAAGCCCUACAAAUGCAGUGAGUGUGGGAAAGCCUUCAGCGAGAAGUCCAGUCUCACUCACCAUCAGAGAACUCACACUGGAGAGAGGCCCUUUGAAUGCAGUGAGUGCAGGAAAGCGUUUGCCUGGAAGCCACAACUGCUCAGGCACCAGAGGAUCCACACGGGGGAAAAGCCCUAUGAAUGCAGCGAAUGUGGGAAAGCCUUUGUUCAGAAGGUGCAGCUCAUUAAACAUCAGAGAAACCACACAGGAGAGAAAACCCACGGGUGCAGUGAUUGUGCAAAAGCUUUCUUUGAGAAAGCACAGCUCAUCAUCCAUCAGCGAAUUCACACAGGAGAGAGACCCUACGAGUGUGCCGAAUGUGGGAAAUCAUUCACCAGAAAGUCCCAUCUCAUGAGGCACCAGAGGAGCCACACAGCAGGCAGAGGCUGUGCACGCAGCGAGUGUGGUAGCAGCUUCAGCAGCAGGUUGCAGCUCACAUUGCACCAGAAAGACCACGCAGAACCAACGCCACGUGAGUGCAGCAAGGGCCAACCCCUGCCUGCUGUCAGAUGUCCCCACUGAGGACAUGUAGGAGAGACUCCAGUUGAGAUAGCAGCUGCUGGAAACAUGCUAGCAGGGAGUUAAGUCACGAGAGCUUUCUAGUGUUUGAAAAGCAGAUGUUGUGCAAAAGCCUUCUCCCAAAAGAUUCCCUGGGGCACCCCUGUGAGGACAAGCCAAGGUGGAAGUGAGAUUGGCAGCACCCUCUGUCAGAGGUCACAGGGAUUCAUGUUUAGAGACUUCAACAGGGAAACCUGGGGGAGCAAACUCCUCAGGAUUCAGAUGUGUCAUCAGAAAGGAGGUGCUGGACGUUGUGUCUUGAGAGUCUACGUGAGGAGUCCUGGUGUCCAAGGGUCUUUGAAGUAAUUCUGCCAGGAAACUGUGUCUGUUGUGUAGGAAUCAUUACAAACAGCUGUCAGUCUCAGACAGACAUGUCUGCUGAAGGGUAAAGACUUCUCUAUUGUGUGUGGUGGAGUAACCAGGAUCAGAGCAUGCUCCUACCUUCAACAGCUAUAUGUAAAAAGACUUUUUCUUUUUUUAAUUUAUGUUUUUAAUUGAUACAUAGUAACUGUAUGUUUUUGUGGGUUUCAGUAUGGCUUUACAGUGUGGAUACAGUGUGUAAUGGUCAGGUCAGGCAUAUCUGUAAUUGGCAUCUAUCUGUUAGCUCAGCUUUACAUUUCUUGUGUUGAGAAUAUUCAGGAUCCUAUUCAUUAGUUAUUUUGAAAUAUUUGUAUUGCUAAUUGUUGCUGGGUGCAGUAGUGCACACCUGUUAUCCAGGAUCUUGAGAGGCUGAGGCAAGAAGAUCACAAGUUUAGGCCAGCCUGGGUCCCACAGUUAAAAAAUGAAAAAGGCUGGGCUGUGGCUCAGUGGUAGAGUGUCCAUGGUUUCCAUCACAAUUCUGCAAACCAGGGAUAACUGUUCCCAACCAUAGUCAACCUACUGUGUUUCAGAAUGUCAGAAGUCAGUCCUCCUGUCCAGCUACAUACAUGGGCCCAUUGGCUACCCUCUCUUGGCUUCCCUACCUCCACUGUUUCCCAGCGUCUGGGAAUGUAUUUUGGCUGGUCUCUGCUCCCUUGAGGUUGGACUUGGCUUCUGCACGUGGUAUUGUUGCUCAAUGCCUGACACAUUUCACUUACUUGGGGACCUCCAGUUCCAACCUCAUUGUUGCAAACAAAAGCAGCAUUUCCAUUAUUUUAUGUCUGAAUGAUAUCCUGUUGUGCACAUAUACCAUAUUUUCUUUAUUCAUCCAGCAACAGACACCUGAUUGAUUCCAUAUCUUGGCCAGUGAUGAUUCUUGACAUGACACGUGGUCUGUGGUCCCAGUCAGAUGGAGCUGACUCAUGGUCACCCAGCCUACUACAGUGGCAGUUUCCAGGUGGCCACACAGGGAAGGGGCCAAGAAUAGCCUUGCUGGUGAGAAGGGAAGGAUUCCCACAGGGCCACAAUAGCUGGAGUUUGCAGGGAAGAUGUGGAGGUGUGCUUAACAGAGAGGGGCUGUCUGAGGGAUCCCCAACUCCUUUGGAUGAGUAAGGAUUUAUACAUGUGUAGGAAACCUGGGAACAGCUGGAGCUGUGCAAGGCAGGGGCAAUUCAAGUGGGAACUGGCCAGAGACGAAUGGCUGGUCACCAUGUAGCAGCAGGCGGGCUCUCAGAAGCCCUGUUUUAGCAGAGGACUGACUAGCCCUAUAUCAAGCUACUCUGUUUCCAAGUAAAAUUUAGUGAAAGGCUGGGUUGUAGCUCAGUGGAAAAGAGCUGGCCUGACGUGAGGUGCUGGGUUCCCUCCCUGGCCCUGCAAAAAGACAACAAUUUUAAAGCACCUAGAAGGGAAAUCAUACAUAGGAACAAAUCACAGCAGGGCUUCUAGACAGGGCUGUGUAAGAAGAUAAGGAAGCUGCCUUAAAUUACUGAAAGAAAGCACCACAGCAAACCCCACAACCUAGAGUUCUGGUUCCAACAAAAACAUCUAUAAGGGCUGGGGAUGUGGUUCAAGCGUGCUUGCAUGGCAUGCAUUGCUGGGUUCUAUCCUCAGCACCACAUACAAAUAAAGAUGUUGUGUCCACCGAAAACUAAAAAAUAAAUAUUAAAAAUCAA